AGUUGCGCCUCCGCGAUGGCGUGCGCCUUACCACAACGUGGAAUAUUUGAAUCCUUUGAAUUAUCUUCCCAUUACAGUCGCUAUGCCAAGAUGUGGUACAAGGGUGUGAGCUUCACCAGCGAGGCGUGCGCUCUCAUCUACCUGGUGGACACAGCCGGGACGCGCACCACAACCGACACUUUCACCGAUCUGACCAAGGACUACACCCUGGCAGUGUUCUAUGACGACUCGCGCCAUGGUCCCUCUUAUAUGGCUGAAGCCCAUGACGUUAUUGCUAAUUCAGCUUACACCUGUACCGAGGAUGGCACUGAGAUCUAUGACAUAAACGGAUUUCGCAUCACCCAGGCAGCCGAUGUCCUGGUGAAGGCCUCUCGUGUGGACAACCAGUGCUUGAUUCGCACCAGUCCCGGCAAUGGAUCGGCCACUUUGACCACACCUGGCAUCCAUUGCACUGCCUCUCUGGGCAAGACCUCGCAUCUGUUUGUUCGUCGCAAUGAGAAGCGCAUGCACUUCGAUGGAUCCUGUUUCAUUGUACGCAACGCCGGACACUCCGCCGGCUUCAAUGAGAACAACCUGCUCAUUGUCUACUGAGCGGCGUUCGUAGUCCGGAGAUAGAAACGGCGCAGUGGUAGCCCAUCCCACACGCACACACUCACACAU
Messenger RNA from Drosophila miranda, 660 nucleotides. RefSeq lists its product as uncharacterized. The record is from RefSeq and is a predicted model, not a curated record. NCBI's taxonomy places the organism in Eukaryota, Metazoa, Arthropoda, Insecta, Diptera, Drosophilidae. Bases 16 to 591 code for a protein of 191 amino acids. The transcript has 4 exons.